This is a messenger RNA of Mycena citricolor, 502 nucleotides long. The record is from the annotation of a GenBank genome assembly. Lineage: Eukaryota; Fungi; Basidiomycota; Agaricomycetes; Agaricales; Mycenaceae.
UGAUGCGCCGGUCACCGAUCACUCUCUGUCAAAUGUCAAUCACCACAUCAGCGCUCACGUGCAACAGCGAUACUGUACAUCUCCACACAGCCACGCACACCCGCUCUCGUAGUGUCCGAAAACAAAAUCAGCCUCAGCCUCAAGAGCUUGGUCCGUUGCCCGCUGUCCUAUCCUCCCAUACCCACCACCUGACUCUCCACGCCCCUUGCACAGACUUGAUUCACCCACCUCAAAAAUGACCCACGACGCUGUUUGGUUCUCCCGCCCCAGGAAAUACGGAAAGGGUGCCCGUCAAUGCCGCCUCUGCGCCCAUCAGGCUGGUCUCAUCCGCAAGUACGGACUCGACCUCUGCCGUCAGUGCUUCCGCGAGAAGUCGGCUGCCAUCGGUUUCGUCAAGGUACGCUCAAGUAUCCUUGGCUCAAUCUGGAUGGGGGGACUCACACACGGGAAUAGAACCGGUAAACAGCAACUGGGAGUUUCGGUUCUCUUCUGUCGACUCUAG